GAAUCCGAGCCAAGGCAGCGCUGGAUUCUCCUUUAAGCGUACAAAAUAAAUUACCUGGAAAGGUAGAAAAAUCAUUUCCCAUUUAUAAAUAAUUGCUUACGCUGAUUUAGGCUUUUUUAAUUUUCUCUUCAAAAUUUACAUCCAAAACACUCACUUCAAACUCUCCUCUCCUCUCCCCCUCUUCUCUCAAAUAAAAACCCUAAACACACUCUCCAUCUCCUCUUAAAUCCCCAAAUCUCGCACCCCAAAUCUUGUUUUUAUCCCCUUGAUUCGUCCUUUCAGGUGGAUUUCUCGGGUUUCAAUGGUAUGAGAUUCAAGCCUCAGUCUCAGAUUUCCAAGGAUCUGUAGAUAUAAGUUAUUAUAUCUUUAUAUAUUUAGCCACAAAUCACAUAAACAAUGGCGUCGUCGGAUAAAGAGCUCGAGCUACAGCUUAUGGAAGCUGGGACUAAGCUUGUUAACCCUCCUUCUUCGGUCGAUGAACUUCUUCCUCUUCUCGACCAAGUCGAGAAUUGUUUAUCAAAAGUGGAGCAGUCCCCUACAAAAUCAAUGCAAAGUGCACUUACCCCAUCUCUGAAAGCACUGGUAGCAGAGCAACUUUUUAAGCAUGCUGAUGUUGAUGUGAAAGUAGCGGUUGCCUCUUGCAUUAGUGAAAUAACCAGAAUAACCGCUCCAGAUGCUCCUUAUGAUGAUGAUCAGAUGAAGGAUGUUUUUCAGCUGAUUGUAUCAUCAUUUGAAAAUCUAGCUGACAAGUCUAGUCGAUCGUAUGGUAAAAGGACUUUGAUUCUUGAAACUGUUGCAAAAGUUCGGUCAUGUGUGGUGAUGUUGGAUCUUGAGUGUGAUGCUCUGAUAAUUGAGAUGUUCCAGCAUUUCCUUAAUGCUAUAAGGGAUGAUCACUCAGACAAUAUUUUUUCAUCCAUGGAGACCAUUAUGACCCUUGUCUUAGAAGAAAGUGAAGACAUCUCUCUAGAACUUCUUUCUCCUCUUUUAGCCAGUGUGAAAAGGGGCAAUGAGGAAGUUCUAUCUGUCGCAUGUAAGUUGGGAGAAAAAGUACUUGAAAGUUGUGCUACCAAAGUUAAGCCUUACUUGCAACAUGCUGUGAAAUCUUUGGGUAUUUCUUUAGAAGAUUACAGUGAAAUAGUUGCCUCUAUUUGCCAAUCUGGAACUGUUGAACAAAAUGAUGCUCAUGCUGCUGAUGAAAAUAAAGUUGAACAAAGCAAACCAGCUGGAGUAUCAUCAGAUGAGGAUGAUAAAGAUAUAGCAGCUGAAGCAGGUUCUCCUAAACAAGCUGAUCCUAUAAAUGACAAAUCUCCCAAAUCAAUUGUGAGCAAUGGUAUUGCACAGACUGGUGAAGAUGACUCCUUGGCAGAUUCGUGUUCCUUAAAGAAGCAAGAUGAUGGUAAUCAUGCUGAUAAGUCAAAAAGUAUUGACAUGUCAAACAAUACUGAGACUGAGAAGGCAGUUAAUGAGGAAAGCAAGCCAGCACAGGCAACCAAAAAGAGAGGGAGGAAACUUAAUUCGUCAACAAAGUUGACAGAACCAUCUGAGAGUUCUCAUAUUGUUGCUGAGAGGGAAGCUGAGAAACUACUGGAUGAUAAAACUCAUGGCAAGAAUGUUCCUGGUUCACCGCACGAGGAACCAUCUGUUGAGGCAGCUGUGUCUUCAGAAAAUAGAAAAGAAGCUGGUAGUAGUCAGCCUUCCUCCCCCAAGGCAUUAGAGGGCGAGUCCAUGACUGCUGCUUCUCCAUCUGGAAGCGGAAGCCUCCUUGAUGAAAGUCUUUCCAAGAAGGCUGGGAGAUCAAAGAAGAAAGAGAGCUUGAUCAAAGAGUCUGAACCAUCUGCUGAUGAUGUUCCCAGAAAGGCAUCUGAAGGAGCUAGUGAUUCAGAAGCAAAACUAAAUAAGCGAUCAGCAAGAAGGGCACAUGCUAGGGUUUCCAAUGAGGAAAAGGCACCAAUGGCAACAGAUGCAUCCAAGAAGGAAAGCCGCACUACAAGUGAAUCAGAGGCAAAACCACUGAAGCAGUCUUCAAAGAAGGUGGAUGCAAGCAGUAACAAUGGUGAUGAAUCCUCUUUAAUUCAGUCUCAGGAUAAGAAACAUCACAGUCGUGGAAAAUCCAUUACAGAAAAGAUUGUGAUCAAAAGUUCAACCAAAGAUGAUAACAUGGAAAAGGUAUCUUCACCAAAGUCAGCAACAAAAUUACCAAAAGAUGAGCAUCAAUUGGAGGAGACCCCCAAUGUCAACAGCAAGAGGAAGCGUGCCUCAGGCAAUGAAAAGGCAUCUAGGACUAGAGAAUACAACGCUAGUCUGGUUGAUUUGAGGGUUAAAGUUUGGUGGCCUAUAGAUCAAACAUUUUAUGAAGGUGUAAUACGUUCUUAUGAUCCUGUUAAAAAGAAGCAUGAGGUUGCCUAUGAUGAUGGGGAUACAGAAGUGUUGAAUCUUAAGAGGCAAAAGUGGGAAAUUGUUGGAGAGGAGUCUGCACCAAAUGAGGGAGAAGCAUCUGAUCCCGAAACUUCGGAUGUUCCUUCUGAAAUGCCUCCGAAGAAGAAAACAAAAACAAAUACUGAUCAGUCAACGAAACAAGGAAAGGUGGAUGCUUCUCCAUUGAGGGGUGGUGGAGUUUCCUCCAGAAAAUCCAAGAGUGCAGCAACGAAGUCUGGACGAAAAUCAAAGGAAGUGGAUAAAAUGGAUGGCAAAUCAAUGGAUGAUUCAAAAACUGUUAAAAAAGCCGAGGAUGAUAAUGCUGCCAUAAUUAAAAGUGGAAGUAAAUCUGCUGAUGUUACUUCAAAAACAGGCAGCAAAUCAAAGAAUGAUGACAUCACGCCAUCCAAGACUGGAAAGUCCAAAGAGGAAGAGAUGAGGACACCCAAAACCUCCAAGUCCAAGCAAGAAACCGUGAAGUCUGGCAAAUCCAAGCAAGAUACCCCAAAGAUUAGCUCUAAUGCCAAGGGUAAAUCCCCAAAAAGUGGUGGCAAAUCUAGUGUUAAUGUUACUGAAAAGUUGAAAUCUGGUUCAUCAAAGGUGAAAGAAGUCGACGAUAAUAAGGAGAACCCAACAGAUUCUGGAAAACCACAAGAAAGCGUGAAAGGGAAAUCUCUAAGCUCAACCAAAGGACAGGGAAGUGAGGUGAAGAGUGGAAAAAAGCGGCGAAGAGUUUAAACUCUUAUGGUCUAUCGUAACUGCUACAUAUGCCUUUUGUUGCUGCUUUCUUUGAUGCGUGAGCGCCACAUUCAGAGAGAGUAAGCCAUUGAUUGUGUAAUUUUUGUCAUCUUUUGACAAUUGUUGUCAUCUUUUGACAUAAUUCCUAGGUUGUGGCUAGCAUGGUUAUGUCAAACAGUUAUAGUCUUAGUCUACAGUGGUUGUAGGUUAGUUUUUUAACUAUUGUUUCUAGAUGGAAUUUUAUGUUAUUUGGGAGUGGCAGUAGAAUACGUUGGGUUAGCUUUGUUAAAUAGAUAUGCUUUUAUAGAUAAGUCAUAGAUUAACGAUCA
Messenger RNA from Hevea brasiliensis (rubber tree), 3482 nucleotides. RefSeq names its product sister chromatid cohesion protein PDS5 homolog C. Gene Ontology annotation, biological process: DNA repair; mitotic sister chromatid cohesion. Gene Ontology annotation, cellular component: nucleus; chromatin. The record is from RefSeq and is a predicted model, not a curated record. The transcript is spliced from 14 exons. Bases 397 to 3153 code for a protein of 918 amino acids. Lineage: Eukaryota; Viridiplantae; Streptophyta; Magnoliopsida; Malpighiales; Euphorbiaceae.